Messenger RNA from Micromonas commoda, 468 nucleotides. RefSeq lists its product with no specific name. Gene Ontology annotation, biological process: rRNA pseudouridine synthesis; ribosome biogenesis; snRNA pseudouridine synthesis. Gene Ontology annotation, molecular function: box H/ACA snoRNA binding. Gene Ontology annotation, cellular component: nucleolus; box H/ACA snoRNP complex. The transcript has 3 exons. The annotation marks the transcript as partial. The record is from RefSeq and is a predicted model, not a curated record. NCBI's taxonomy places the organism in Eukaryota, Viridiplantae, Chlorophyta, Mamiellophyceae, Mamiellales, Mamiellaceae.
AAGAAGGAUAAGACUCCCUCCAAGAACAAGGAGAACGACGAUGACGAGGGCGGCGAGCUCAGACCCGUCUGCGCCAUCGCGAAGCCCCUCGCCGACAUCGGCUUCCACAAGAAAAUCCUCAAGGUUGUCAAGAAAGCCUCCAAGCACAAGCAGGUGAAGCGCGGCGUGAAGGAGGUGGUGAAGGCGCUCCGCAAGGACACCAAGGGGCUUUGCGUCAUCGCGGGCGACAUCUCCCCGAUCGACGUCAUCACGCACAUCCCCAUCCUGUGCGAGGAGUCGAACGUGCCCUACAUCUACGUUCACUCCAAGGAGGAGCUCGGCGCCGCCGGCCAGACCAAGCGGCCCACGAGUUGCAUGCUGGUCCUCCCGGAUGCGCAGAAGGGCGGCGAUAAGAUGAGCGACGACGACGCCAAGGAGUUCAAGGACAUGUACGGCAAGGUGGUCUCUAAGAUCAAGAGCCUCGACUGA